AUGCUACCAAGGAUCCUACUAUUCUCCUGCGCUUGGGCGAUCUCGUUGGCCCAAGCUGGCCCAACCGUCUCCACUCGAUAUGGAGAGGUCGAAGGCUUCGAAUCGGUGGGACGGGACGGAAACGUGGCCGAAGUCUUCUUGGCCAUCCCCUACGCUAAGCCACCCGUUGGAGAACUCCGUUUUGAGGUUGGUUUAGGGAUAAAAUCUAUUAGAAGUGUGAAAAAAAGUCCUUUUAAAUAAAAAAAUAAUAAAUCGGAACUUUUUUGUAUGUCACGGCAUCCAAUUCUCCUCACUGGAAGAUUUUUUUUAUUACAAAGAUACCAGGAAAUUUGAAUUUUUGUAAGCAUCCUCUGAGCUUUCAGAAGUUGAAUUUAGCGCCCAUUUCAACUUUUCUCCAUUUUUUCAAAGCAUCUGGUCAUCAUUUCUCCCACGCUUUCUGGAUCAUCUCUCUUCUCGAAUCCUAUAAUCCUUUUUGAAGCUUUCCGAGCGUUUUGUAAUCUAUCAGUGUUCUCAAAGCAGUUAAUCAUUUUCGGAGCUUGCAAAUAAUUCUCUUCAGAAGCCGGAGCUCCCUGAACCGUGGACCGGAGUCUACCACGCCACUCAGUUCCGCAACGACUGCACCCCUCACAUGAAGAGCGCCACCCUGAUGUCGGUCUACUCCGGCGAAGACUGCCUCACGUUCAACGUCGUCCGACCUAAAGGCAGCGAGGGCAAGAAGCUGCCCGUCCUGUUCUGGAUCCACGGCGGCGGCUAUGAGGUCGGCUCGGCCAGCCUCCACGGCUACAAGUCCUUCGUCGACAACUACGUCAAGCACGACAUCAUCGUCGUCAGCAUUCAGUACCGUCUCGGGUUCCUUGGUUCGUGUUGCUGAUAGUUCAUUUGAAGCUGUCUCAAGCUGCCUGCGCUCUCUUGAUUUUCGAAAGUAGAGCCCUGAGAGUAUCUUGAACUUUCUCCUGAUCUCUCAAAGCUCUAACACUCAGUAAGCGCUAGAAAAAGGAAAGAAUCACGGAUUAUAGUCAUUCAUCGCUGAGUCCUUUAAAUUUGCAUAUUUUCCAGGAUUCUUCAGCGAUGGCACUUCUGAAGUCACCGGAAUGCAGGGAAUGUUCGACGAAGCCGCGGCUUUGAAGUGAGAAACUCAAAAUAUCCAAAAAAAUAUAUUUUUCCAAUUUUCAGAUUCGUCUAUGAUAAUAUUGAUUCCUUCGGCGGAGAUCGCAACGAAAUCACCGUUUGGGGAUACAGUGCCGGCGCCGGAAGCGUUUCUCAACUUUCCUUGAGUCCUUAUAGUCGAGGUCAGGAUUAAAAAAAAGAGCCUAAAAGACUUUUAAAAGGCUUCUGAAAACGGAAUCUGACCUUGUUUUCCUUCCAGACUACUUUGCCCGGUCGAUCAUCAUGUCGGGCAGCGCCUUCGCCGGCUGGGCCACGGGUCACCAAGUCGCCAACCACUGCUUGGCCUUGGCCAGGGUCGUUGGCUGCCAUGGACCUCAUCCCAAGGAGUGUCUCAAGACGAAGAGCAUCGACGAGCUGAUGGACGCCGUUGAAAUUAUUGGCGGAACCACGGACAACAUCGACAUCGUCAAGUUCGGCCCGACCUUGGACGGAGACUUCAUCCCCUCGCAUCCGAAUGAGCUCGUCCGAGAUGCCCCAGUCAAGCCGACGCUCAUUGGCCUUUCCAGAAAGGAGGGAAACUUUUUCAGUGAGUUUUGAGUAGAACAAUGGAACCGCUUACUUACAAAAUGAAAAAGAGAAGUUUUCAAAUGGUAAAAGGGAGGAUUGUUGAGAUUAACAAUCAGAUUAAUAAAAAGUGCCUUGAGCAGCGCCUGAACGCCUUGAGCAGCGCCUGAACGCCUUGAGCAGCCCCUGAACGCCUUGAGCAGCGCCUGAACGCUUUGAGCAGCGCCUGAACGCCUUGAGCAGCGACUGAAUGCCUUAAGCAGCGCCUUAAAUUAUAUAAAGUGAUAAUCCUAAAAUCCGAUUGAUUUUCUAUAUCUUCAUUAACGACUCAUUUUUCAAAACCAAUUUCCUCAACAAAACAUUCAUUAAAAAAUGAUUGCAGCUGUCCUGAACAUGCUCCCGCAAAUCCAUUCCUUCGGAAUGAGCCCCAACGACUUGAAAACAAUGAACGAAUCCACCAUCCUCAACGUCAUCCAAAGGGUAAGUCCAAACAGACCAAGAGAUUCACUGUACUCUGGUCUCAGAAGCUUCUCUAUGACAACCGAUUCGGCGAGAAGCAAGAUUUGGCGGCGCGAAAAAUCGCGGAUCAUUAUUUGUCACGCGGCCGCCCCAUCGACAUCUAUUCCCAAGGGAACGGCUUUUUCAUCGACCGCUACACUGAGGUACAAGAAAGGCCAUGAUAAAAUAAAGUCGAAGUUCAUUCAGAUCAUGUCGGACAUCACUUUCAACGUGCCGGUUCUUCGCGAGAUUGAGAAGAAGCAUGAAGUUGGAACCCCGAUUUGGGCUUACAUGUUCGACUACUACAAUGACGCCUUGUUCAACGAACAAGUUCCUGAAGCUGCUAAAGGUAAGGAAUUUCAUAAAGUAAGGCUUUAAAAAGGGGAAUUUUGUGAAGAGCUCAAAAAACUGCCUAGAAUAGGGUCACAGGUAAAUGAAAUAGUAUAUUUCUCAAAACUGGUCACCUUUUACUUGAGUUCCAAAGAUGAUCGUUCAAAAACGGAACUUCCAGGCUCACCACACGCCAACGAGUACCACUACCUCUUCGAAAUCCCAAUGAUUGGCCAAAUCGACGUCAAUGUUGGAGAAGAUCGCCAAGUUCGCGACAACUUCAUCGAGAUGGUCGUCAGCUUCGCCAAGGAUGGGUAAAUCACCCGUUUUUCAAAGAAUAUACUAUUUAAAUUACUUUCAGACAACCAAAGGUGCAGAACAAGCCAUGGGACCCAGUCCAGAACCCGAAAAAUAUCAACUUUAUGCGUUUUACCAACAACGUUACCGCUGACGUUGGCUUGUUCUCAGGUUGGUUUCAAUUUCAACUUUUCCCAAAGUUGCCCCAUAUCCUAAUAAUUGGAAAAUUUUUCAGAAGCCGCGACUUUCUGGAAUUCAAUGGCUCAUGAAGGCUUCGACGUCGUCGACCCAUUAUCGUCCUUUCCAACGUCCUCUUCGGUGAUUUCUAGGCAUUUCAGUGAAGAAUUAUAA
Caenorhabditis auriculariae is the source of this 3147-nucleotide messenger RNA. The record is from the annotation of a GenBank genome assembly. NCBI's taxonomy places the organism in Eukaryota, Metazoa, Nematoda, Chromadorea, Rhabditida, Rhabditidae.